GCAUUGGUGAUACUUUUGUCUUCUAUAAAGUUUAGAAGAAAUGGAAGAUAAAUAUCAAAACAGGGAACCAAGGCCAGAAGACCUGCAGCUUAUUGCAGAGCUGAAAGACCUGAUUGCUGAGAGGGAUCAGCUGAUAAAGAAGCUGAUUGAUGACAAAAAGUUCUAUCAACUGGAACUAGUCAAUAGGGAGACUAACUUCAACAAAGUGUUUAAUGCAAGUCCUAAUGUUGGUGUUAUUAAUCCUCUAGUAAAGGUAUGGAACAUAAUUAUUAACUUAAAAGUAGAAAAU
Molecule: messenger RNA, 289 nt
Organism: Protobothrops mucrosquamatus (brown spotted pit viper)
Lineage: Eukaryota; Metazoa; Chordata; Lepidosauria; Squamata; Viperidae
Product: protein FAM184A-like
Exons: 2
Source: RefSeq, a predicted model, not a curated record